GGCUCAAUAAUGCACGACAAUAAUUUGAAAUUUCUUUCUGCGCAUCCAUAUCUAAGCAUAGUUCAAAAAAUGGCGUAAACACUGUGCUUUGAUCAAUUAUAUUGAAAUUUUCCGUCUAUAUAUAAGUUUGUACCUCUUUAAUUCCCAUUUCCGCAUAUUAAAUUGAACCUGGCAAAAUUAACUUCAACUCCCGCCAAUGAAAGAAUCUCAAACGCCUCAGAAAACCUAUGUUCGUUCAUCGGUGAAGCGCAAUCGCAGAUUGAAGUAUUCGCCAAACUUCAAUAAGAUUACAAGUAAGAGCUUGAACGCAGCAUUGACAUUCGUUUCAGAAGCUUAUGAGGAUUCCUCUCCGAUCUCCGAGAUAUCGUAUGCUAAUCGCAGUGAAGACGAUAAUCUUGUGGAUGAAAUAACCAAGUAUGUCAUAGAGGAUCGAUACAAGAAUACCGUGUUAGAGGACAUCGAUCGGUCCUAUCAAGUGCUUACUGCAAAAAAUAGAAUAGUGAUUCUGUUUCUGCAUUUGGUUUAUCGGAGUAUUGGCUAUAUUUUUUUUUCACUUCCGAUAUUCAUUGCCCUCUCAGUUGUCCAUUGCCAACUUGAACCGUUAGUUGAACUAUGGUACUUGAUAUACAUUUAGACCUCAGAAAAAGAGGUUAGAUAUUCUGUUAAAUGGCUUUGUAAAUAUAUAUCUCGAAAGUGAAAUUCUUAGACAAUGUGAUGUCCUUGUUACACUCGAGUUAUGUUGAAUAACUGUAAACU
This is a messenger RNA of Cajanus cajan (pigeon pea), 756 nucleotides long. RefSeq lists its product as uncharacterized. The record is from RefSeq and is a predicted model, not a curated record. Lineage: Eukaryota; Viridiplantae; Streptophyta; Magnoliopsida; Fabales; Fabaceae.